This is a messenger RNA of Entamoeba histolytica HM-1:IMSS, 1314 nucleotides long. Its product is annotated as leucine rich repeat and phosphatase domain containing protein. Lineage: Eukaryota; Evosea; Mastigamoebida; Endamoebidae. The transcript is spliced from 2 exons. Gene Ontology annotation, cellular component: cytoplasm. Bases 1 to 1314 code for a protein of 437 amino acids. The record is from RefSeq and is a predicted model, not a curated record. Gene Ontology annotation, biological process: negative regulation of MAPK cascade; protein dephosphorylation. Gene Ontology annotation, molecular function: protein binding; protein tyrosine/threonine phosphatase activity; MAP kinase tyrosine/serine/threonine phosphatase activity.
AUGAACCAAACAAAACUUAUAAUUAACAAAGAAUCUCCAAAACAUACUUCAAAAGAAUUAGAAUCAAUAACUAUUUUAAAAAAUCAUCAUAACAAUAAUGAAAAUGAUUUACAACUUAAAGAUAUUACAUUUUUAGAUUUAAGUUUUCAACAUUUGAAGAUAUUACCAAAGUAUUUACAUUCUCUUAACUUAAUUAAAUUAGAUCUUUCUAAUAAUCAAAUAGAAGGUGAUAUUAAUCUUUCAUUCUUAUCAUCUUUACAAACACUUGACAUAAAUUCAAAUUACAUUAACAGUAUUAAACUACCUUCUUCUUUAGAAACGAUUAAUAUUUCUCAAAAUAACAUUAAUUCAUUUGAAUAUGAAAAUAAUAGUUUAAGAAAGCUAUUAUGUAAUAAUAUUAAUAUGUUAACUAUUUCAUCUCCAAAUCUUAUUGAACUUUCUUGUUCAACAACUAAUUUAAUUACCAAACAACAACACCUUACAAAAUUAAUAAUAAUGAAUUCUCUUCACUGUGAACAAUAUAAUUUUUAUCAAUUUGAAUAUCUUUCUUCACUAACAAUUUCUUGUUGUGAAUUAUAUUUUCUUCCUCAAUGUAUUGAAAAGAUGAAUUUAAUUUGUUUAGAUGUCAGUUGUAAUUUGAUUUCUUUAUUUCCAAAAAACCUUCCUACCACAUUAACCAGUCUUAAUUUAAACUACAACCAAAUAUCAUCAAUUCCACUUCAAUAUAUUAAUCAUUUAAAAGAAUUAUUUAUUACAGGAAAUUUAAUAACUUUAUCAACAGUUGAAUCACUUUCAAACAUAUUAUACAUUCCUUAUUUUAAACCUGAAAGACUUAUUGAAAUAGAAGAUGGAAUUUAUGUUGGUAAUAAACAUCAUUCACAAAAUAAAUCUAUUCUUGAUAAAUUCAAUAUUAAAAGUAUUAUUACAGUUGCUGAAAUAUUACCAUCUUAUCCUUCUUUAUUUAAUUAUAAAGUUAUUAAAGUUCCUGAUUUACCAACAACAAAUUUAUAUAUACAUUUUAAUGAAUGUUAUAACUUUAUUGAAUCUAAUAAAAAUAAAGGUUCUAUUUUAAUACAUUGUGUUGCUGGAAGAAGUAGAAGUGGAACUAUUGCAAUUUCAUAUUUUAUGAAGAAGAAACAAUUAUCACUUGAUAAAACAUUAACAUUCAUUAGAAAUAAAAAUCCAAAAAUUGAACCAAACAGUGGAUUUAUGGAACAACUACGAAGAUAUGAAAUAGAAAUGAAUUUAAAUAAAAAAGAUAAUAAAACACUUUUAUCUUCAUCAAAACAUAAUCAGAAGUGUUGUAUAAAUUAG